Molecule: messenger RNA, 2587 nt
Organism: Zea mays
Lineage: Eukaryota; Viridiplantae; Streptophyta; Magnoliopsida; Poales; Poaceae
Product: calcium-dependent protein kinase 28
Exons: 7
Coding region: 623-2170 (515 amino acids)
Biological process (GO): protein phosphorylation
Molecular function (GO): ATP binding; calcium ion binding; protein kinase activity
Source: RefSeq, a predicted model, not a curated record
UCCGACCACGUUGUCUUCCUUGGUUCCUCCUGUGUCCUGUCUUCUUCCCCUUCCCGCUCUCCGCCUCUCGCCAAGGAGGCGAAGACGAUAACCACCGACAUGCCCUAGCGAUGUUCCCAUUUGCAGACCCAAUCCAAGCCCCAAGCAACCACCAAACCUGGCCGAUGAGACUUCCAUCCUCGCAUGGAGGAAAAAUCCAAUCUUCGCAUGUGACCUCUUUUUAAAUCGCCACAAGAAUCGAUCAAUCAAUCCAAAAGGGAACAGAAAAACAGAGCAACCCCAUUGCUUAGUGUUUUCGCCUUGCCGUUGGUUCUCUUCUCCGUUCCUCGGCACGCGUAGGCCUAUUUAAACCUCCGCUAAAGCUCCUUUGUCGCGCCCAAUUCGGCAGCCAUUUCCCAGAUUCCCCAUUGGCGAGGGUUCCCCGCGCUGAGAUCCGAUCUUUUCAGUUGUUCGGUUUCAAUCGGUGUAAAUUCAUCCGGAAAGUAACAUAGAACCGCCCCCGGAGUUGUAAAAGGUUUCCAUUUCUGAUUGGUUGUCGAGCCUGGCCACGUUUUGCCGAAGAAAGGCAGGACGCCCGUUCGGUUACGGUUCUUGAUCCGGUGAGGGACCGCCGCCGAAGGCAAUGCAGCCGGACCCGCAAGGUUCGGGCAGGGGGAAGGCGGGCGGCGCCAAUGCGCACGCGCGGCUGCCGCCGCCGGUGACGGCGGCGUCGGCUGGGCGGCCGGCGUCGGUGCUGCCGCAUAAGACGGACAACGUGCGCGACCACUACCGCAUCGGGAAGAAGCUGGGGCAGGGGCAGUUCGGCACCACGUACCAGUGCGUGGGCAAGGCGGACGGCGCCGAGUACGCGUGCAAGUCCAUCCCCAAGCGCAAGCUGCUGUGCCGCGAGGACUACGAGGACGUGUGGCGCGAGAUCCAGAUCAUGCACCAUCUCUCCGAGCACCCCAACGUCGUCCGCAUCCGCGGCGCCUACGAGGACGCGCUCUUCGUCCACCUCGUCAUGGAGCUCUGCGCCGGCGGCGAGCUCUUCGACCGCAUCGUCGCCAAGGGCCACUACACAGAGCGCGCCGCCGCGCAGCUCACCAGGACGAUUGUUGGGGUGGUGCAGGGGUGCCACUCGCUCGGCGUCAUGCAUCGAGACCUCAAGCCGGAGAAUUUCCUCUUCGCGAGCACUGCCGAGGAUGCCCCGCUCAAGACCACUGAUUUUGGGCUCUCCGUGUUCUACAAGCCUGGUGAUAAAUUUGCUGACGUUGUUGGGAGCCCCUAUUAUGUUGCCCCUGAGGUGCUUCAAAAAUGUUAUGGCCCAGAAGCUGAUGUAUGGAGUGCUGGAGUGAUUUUGUACAUUUUGCUAUGUGGUGUACCCCCAUUCUGGGCAGAGAGUGAAGCAGGGAUAUUCAGGCAGAUUUUGCGAGGAAAACUUGAUUUGGAAUCUGAACCAUGGCCAAGUAUCUCUGAUAGUGCUAAGGAUCUAGUCCGUAAGAUGCUAAUCCGGGAUCCUAGGAAGAGAUUGACUGCUCAUGAGGUUCUAUGCCAUCCAUGGAUUGUUGAUGAUGCUGUUGCACCUGAUAAGCCUAUUGAUUCUGCUGUUUUGUCAAGGCUGAAAAACUUUUCUGCAAUGAACAAGCUCAAGAAGAUGGCAUUGAGGGUGAUUGCUGAAAGUCUAUCUGAGGAGGAGAUUGGUGGUUUAAAGGAGAUGUUCAAAAUGAUCGAUACUGACAACAGUGGGACGAUAACUUAUGAUGAACUGAAGGAUGGUCUGAAAAAGGUGGGCUCAGAUCUGAUGGAACCUGAAAUCCAGGCUUUAAUGGAUGCAGCUGAUAUUGACAACAGCGGAACCAUUGACUAUGGAGAGUUCUUAGCGGCUACGUUGCACAUGAAUAAACUGGAGAGGGAGGAAAGCUUGGUGUCGGCAUUCGCAUUCUUCGAUAAGGAUGGGAGUGGCUUCAUAACAAUCGAUGAGCUCUCGCAAGCAUGCGGACAGUUCGGCCUUUCUGAUGUUCAUCUUGAGGACAUGAUCAAAGAUGUGGACCAGAACAAUGAUGGACAGAUUGAUUAUAGUGAAUUUGCUGCCAUGAUGAGAAAGGGCAACACUGGUGGAGCAGGGAGGCGAACCAUGAGGAACAGCUUGCAUGUGAAUCUUGGUGAACUCUUGAAGCCUGCCGAGACCUAGUUUUUUUACCAGAGGAUUCUGCUUUCCAGAUGCUCCCAUCUGAAGUUUAGCGUGCAUCGUCAGCUUUCACGGAUUGAUUAGACUUGAUCCCAGUACCAGUGCCACGAAAAAAGCGGUUAUUUUUUUUUCAGUGGUACUAGUAUUUAGUGGAAAGAGCAUUCUGUGGCACCCAGUGACAAAUCCUAGGUGCUGAAGCUGACAUGUUAUGCUACUACGGAGUCCCGUUGUCUUGUCACGAUUGUUGUUGAUGAUUUCAGGUUUGUACCAUUACUGAUUUUUGUUGUCAGUGUAAAAAUGUGCUGGUGCCCCAUAAGGUAGGCACCUAGGUCUGUGUUUGAAGCAUCGACAGAUUUGUAAACAUGUUCCUAUGAACCUAUUUCUGAUUGAUAAUUUGUCAAAACUCAUCAUUUGUCUUCA